GAUGCCCAUCCAAACUCUCUAAUUGGAAACGAGCUCAUAUUCUUGCCAAUGUUGAAAAAUCGGAGUCUGGGGUUGAUGGAAGCUACCAGAAGGAUUUGUGAAGUUUCUCGGAAACAGGCGAAACAUCUGCAUAAUGUUAGGGGUAAAGGGUACUCGUACAAAAUGGGAGACUUCCAUGGAACUUUUCGGCAACCUCUGAAAGUCAUCGGUGUGCGCAGAUCCUUCGAUACUAUCACUUAUAUGAAAGAACAUCCCAAGGGUUUCCACAUUGCAAUUAACAGAUUACAAGAGAGAUGGCCGCUCGUCGGAGUCAUGGUUGUUCGGAACCCAUUCGACAUGAUUUCAACUCGAAGCAAAGAAAUGGGUGCUGUUAUGACCUUAAAACAUCCCCAAACUGGAAAGCUGUUUCAGACGACGAUAUGGAACUGUAGCAAAAUCACGCCCCCAAUUUCUAGCUGUCUCGAAUUCAUUCGUGACUCUAUGGCCAAUGGAACCACAAUUGUCAGUGAAGAUAAAGAUGUGGACGAAGCCACUGAUGCUAUCGAGGAACACGCUGAAUUAAGCAAUCAACUGAUGGAAUCGAUGAACCACAACUUUUCAGCUGUGAUUGUGCAGCUCGAAGACCUUAUAUCCCACCCACGAAAAUAUGCAGAACUUUUCUGCGAAGUAUUGGAGCUGCCUUGCGAUGAAACCUACAUCAACGGUGUAGUUGCGGGGGUGCUGGAUUCGCCUAACCCUUCCAGAAACGGAGUUAAAUGGACUCAAACGCAGAUUGAGAGAGUGAACAAAAUUGUCGACCGAUUUCCGAGCAUAUUCACAAUGCCACGACUAGCUCGAUUGGAUCCUUGACUGAAAAUGCAUCAAACUUAAAACUUGAAAAUCCAAUUAUUUAAAAAAUUUGGUGUCAUUAUAGCAAAACUAUCAAAAUUUAUGUGGGAUCAAUAUUAAACUAC
Molecule: messenger RNA, 953 nt
Organism: Symsagittifera roscoffensis
Lineage: Eukaryota; Metazoa; Xenacoelomorpha; Acoela; Convolutidae
Exons: 3
Coding region: 49-849 (266 amino acids)
Source: RefSeq, a predicted model, not a curated record